Molecule: messenger RNA, 400 nt
Organism: Zophobas morio
Lineage: Eukaryota; Metazoa; Arthropoda; Insecta; Coleoptera; Tenebrionidae
Exons: 2
Source: RefSeq, a predicted model, not a curated record
AUGGAUAGUAACAGAUUGUUCUACGCAGACGACUUGAAAUUAUACGCCAAAAUUGAUUGUUUUAGCGAUUGCUUAAAUCUUCAACAUGAUUUAGAUAAAGUUUAUAACUGGUGUUGCGAGAAUUGUCUGUUUCUGAACAUUGGUAAAUGCAAGGUGAUAUCUUACAGUCGUAAAAGGCAGAUUACUCAGUUUGACUAUAGCAUUAAUAAUGACUUAAUACAACGUUGCUCGAAAACUACUGACUUAGGCUUCAUAUACAGAAAUUGUUCUGAUUUUAGAAAUAGAAACGAUAGUUUGAAGACCCUAUAUUACGCUUUGGUGCGUUCUAAACUCGAGUAUUGCUCUCUAAUUUGGUAUCCUGUGUACUCCUAUAUGGUUAAAGGGAUAGAGCGUAUCCAAC